AUGUGCGGGAUGGGAGAGGAGAGGUGGCCGAGAAUAGUAUGGAAGGCGAAGUGGGCAAACAAAAAGUGGGGUAGACAACCCACGGAAUGGGUCAAGGUUGUAGAGGACGUAUGGAAGGGGCUCGACAUCGACGAAGAUGAAACACUGGAAACGGAGGGUGUACAGGGGUUCAAGGAGAAGAUAUCUGUUGCUUGUGCCGAGAGAGAAGAACAGAAUCUGAGGAAAGAAUCCAAGGAUAAGGAGGGUCUAGAAGUGUACGGAAUGUUGAAGGAAGGAAUAGGGUUCAAGGACUACCUACAUGGACCAAUGGAUGCAGGAACAAAGCUUAAGGUCAAAUUCAGGACCGGGGACAUAGGCCUUCGAGAACGUCGACGAAGACAUAGGACGGUAGACGAGGAAGACGACGAGUUCAAAUGUGAUUGCGGCUUCGAAUGCGAAGACCGUGUUCAUGUAGUCGCGGAAUGUCCGUUGUACAAGGAGAGGGAAGUCCGGCGUAACUGGUGCACGAUCGAAGGCGAGGUGCAGGCGCUGGAGCGGCUGUCGCAGGUGAUGAAGGCCCUUACGCCGAGGCACGUGGACGUGGUGGUGUGCGUGGCGAAGAAGCUCAAGGACAACCCGGGGUUGCAAGGCAAGUGCAACUACAGGGAUGUCUUGGCCAAGCUCAAGAGCGACCUCUCCGCCGACACAAGCCAGGUUUUGGACGGUCUUCUCGUCGAGCUUAAGGACCACGACGUGAUCGUGGAAGAGAAGACCGGGAAUUCCAGAUUCCUUUCCAUCUCCGGAGGGCCUGAGGUCGUUGACUUCCUCGCGGCAUACAAGCGUUAG
Ectocarpus sp. CCAP 1310/34 is the source of this 825-nucleotide messenger RNA. The record is from the annotation of a GenBank genome assembly. NCBI's taxonomy places the organism in Eukaryota, Phaeophyceae, Ectocarpales, Ectocarpaceae.